AUGUCUCACUACUUCGGCAACACAGCCAUGCUCUCUGGAUCCUCGCCUGUGCUGGAUCAAGCACAGAGUCAAUUGAAUUCCGCCAGAAUGAGCCAUGCAGAAAUCCAACAGGAGCUGCAGAGUCUCAUGCAAUACAGGGCAAUGACGCCAAUGUCGGUAGUGGAGGGUCAACAAAGAGAUGGGGAAAUGUUACAACUUCGAGUGCGCCUCCGGCAAAUGGAGGACGAAAUGAACGGAUUAAGAGACACGAUUGCCCGUCAACAAGCCACAAUCCGGAACCAGAGCGUGGCGAUCUCUAAUCCGAGACAAUACUAUCCUGCACCAAAGGACAACACUCCGCAGGAUAGAAUGCAGGGACACAUGGCCAACAGGCAGGGGCCGCCAACGGUGCGCUCGACGACGCACCAGACAAUGUACCACCCCCACGGCCCAUCCAGUGCCAACCUGUUCGGCUCUCCGGCCGCAAGACCAUCCAACAACACUGGAAAGACACCACAAGGCGUGCAACGGACGCCAUUCAACCCACCGUCGGCUCGCGGAGGCGGCCAAGGGACACCAGGGAGUGCCACGCAACACCCAGACAAUCACAUGGCACUGGUGCCGGUUUCGGCAGUGACGAGCACUGCCACCACGGUCAAGGGGCAGAUUGCGCGCGUCUUCGAUAUGGUCGAGAUGUUCAGCUGGGCCCACGUCAAUUUUCCCAGCUCUCACGGGGACAACCAGCUGAACAAGUCCCUCAAAGAACGGUUUCUCCAAGCAGCAGCACCGACGCAGGCAUUCCCCCUCAUGACUUCUCCAGCGACCCGCUACCUGUUGGUGGCGAAGGUCAUCAAUGCCUGGAUCCUCGACAAGGUGCUGAGGGCCGACAGCUUUCGAGGCUUCAACGCCAACAUCGACUCGAUGAUCGACGCGGCCAAGAACCAGGUCUACCAGUCGACGCCCGCUCAAGUCAAGUUCCAGCUGUUCAACAAGAUCGCAGCGCAGAUGCGAGAGCUGAGGCAGAAUGUCCAGUUCAAGAGGUUCGUCGACAAGCUGACCCAGGACCGUGGCAACGAGCUCUGGGAACUGAUGGCGCCCCUGAUGCACACCAAGACGAGUCGCGACUGGGACGACAUGGCCACGUUGAUGGAGGAGGCACACAGACUGGCCAUAAUGAUGUUCUCCGGCACCGACCAGUACCGCUUCGAGGUCAAAGAGGGAGGUUCCUUCUUCAAGAAAGCCGCCAUGGCGGUGGUCUCGAGACAAACUCUGCCAGACGGCACGACGACGCCGGACCAGUUGGAGGCGAGGGGCGCAAGAGUAAAGCUGGGCGUUUCACCCCAGGUCGUCGUCAAAAACAGCACGCCAAUGGGCCUGAUCAAUGAAAGGACCGUGGUGCCAGCCAAGGUGCUGGUCGAUUUGACGUUUAGAUGA
Molecule: messenger RNA, 1413 nt
Organism: Exophiala spinifera
Lineage: Eukaryota; Fungi; Ascomycota; Eurotiomycetes; Chaetothyriales; Herpotrichiellaceae
Exons: 1
Coding region: 1-1413 (470 amino acids)
Source: RefSeq, a predicted model, not a curated record